CUGGCUGGGAACGCGCAGGCAGCAGGAACUCGCUGGUCGUCCAGUUGGCAAACUGACGAAGUUGUCUUCGGAAACUUGAAGGCUCAAAACAAAACCACUAUGACUUCGACGAACAUGUAUCAGGGGUUGGAUAGUGGCUCAAAACCAAGUUCAAGGGUGUUGCAGCCUCCUGGAGGUGGCUCCAGUAACCUGUUUGGUGGCUAUGAAGAUGAUUCUGCAGCAACAAGAAGACCAAAUAAGAUGGCUUCUAAAGUCUUUGCUCCACCAGAGGAGCCCCAGAGUGUGCCCAGACGCUCCAACCCUCCAGGUGGGAAGAGUAGUGGAAUAUUUGGGGAAUCUGAACCCCUUGCUCAACCACAGAGACCCAUACCACCAGGUGGAUCAACCAGCAACAUAUUUGGGGCUGCGGAAAGUGCACCUGUGCAAAGCCCAAGCAGAAGCCACCCGAAUAAGCCAAAGUCUGCAUCAGUGGAAGAUUUCGGAGCUGCCAACUCAGUCAAACCACUCACAGCAUGGGACAAUCUAAGUGUGGGACCUGAAUCUGAAUCACCAGCACCUGAAGUCAAGGUCAGCCAACCUGAAGUGAAGGAAGAAGCUGCCCCCCCAGCUCCCAUGCCAGCCAAGGAAGAGCCUCCUGCUGCUGUGUCAGCCCCACCUGAGCCUGAACCCACUCCUUCCUCUUCCCCACCUCCUGAUGAGACUUCACUGAAGAACCAUGAGCCUCACCUGGGACCCAGGCCUCGCUCUCACAACAGGGUCCUCAACCCACCUGGAGGAAAAUCUAGUGUGGUAUUCUACUGAUCAGCUGAACACACUACUCCUCCCUGUUUGUGUCCAUACACUCCUUGUCUGCUCCCCUGUUAAUCUUCUCUCAUUCCAACACGCCUUUCCCCACGGUUAUUUCACCUGUACAUCUAAACACAGACCAGGAAUUUUGUUCUCCACACCUGUUUCCUGGUCAUAUAUGUUUUCCUCAACUUCUUGCACUUUCGGUCCUAUUUCUGUCUCCUUGCUCUUAGUCCAAGUCUUCAUAUUAUUCUCAAUUGAAACCUGCAAUCAUACAAUCAUACCACCAGUCAAUCAACAGGCUAGCUUUUACUUAGUCACCUUGUCUGUGACACCUAUUCAAUCUCAAUAUUGCGGUUACAUUUUCACUGUUUCUGUGUUUGAGCAUGUGUAAAUGUAGUCUGGUUUAAGGCACAGUUAUUUGUCAUUUUGAAAAAAGAAAUGCAUCUCAAGAAAGGUUUAGACAUUGGAAGAAGCUUUAAAUGAUCUGGUGUGACAAAUCCUUGCGUAAGUUCAAAGCAGACAUUUGCUCAAAUUUGUUUUAAGCCUUAAUGUUUUACAGAUAGGAUGGGGUGAAUAGAUCUUCUCACCACUGUAAUAAGUCAAAUGUUUCAGGGAGUCCCAGUAGUGCCACCCUUUUUUUUUUUUUUUUUUUUUUUUUAAAUGCGCUGCCAGAUCCUUAUUGGAUGAUGACAUUAAACCCUUUUUUUCUGCAGUUAUUCCAAAUAGAUGUGUUAGACUUAAACCAAUAACUUUAUAAUCAGAAGCCUUAUAACUUGUAAGCGUUCUUUAUGCCUUGUCCCUAAUUUCAACAAGUGUCUAGAUUAAUAAUCUGAUGUCAGAGCACUCUUGAAAACUCUGUUUUGGGAGAGAUGCCAAAAAUUGACCUUGAAACAAAGAUGAACGAAUUGUUUACUCCCAAAUGCUUCUGCUUCCUUAAAGAAAUUCCAUUUUGAUUUUAAUGCGAAUGUAUUGUGCAGGUACUUUCUGCUUUGUCCUCAUUGCUUGCUUUAUCUGAGAACAUGCCUUCUUUUUUUGCUUGGGGUAGGCCUCUGUUUAUGUUUUAAAUUAAAACGGCUGAAGACAAGUGAACUCUGGACAAGCGCGUGGCCUACCUGAGUCCAGGUGGGCUCAUUGAUAAUCACCUUUUCACUCACUUCAUGACGCACAUUCAUGGUAUUCUGGUGCCAGCCUGUCCCCAGUGUGUUGAUGUGCCUGGCAGGCAAUGAGCGCAGCAGAAGAAAGAAAUCCUGUGUAUUGCAAUAAAACAAUUGUUUUGCAUUUAGA
Molecule: messenger RNA, 2073 nt
Organism: Seriola dumerili (greater amberjack)
Lineage: Eukaryota; Metazoa; Chordata; Actinopteri; Carangiformes; Carangidae
Gene: jpt2
Product: Jupiter microtubule associated homolog 2
Exons: 6
Coding region: 100-801 (233 amino acids)
Cellular component (GO): nucleus
Source: RefSeq, a predicted model, not a curated record